AUGGGUCCAACGCGUAUCAUCCUCGACACAGACCUGGCGAUGGGUGCAGGAUCAGAUAUUGAUGAUGGAUUCGCGUUGGCACUGGCACAUGCUGAUCCCGAUAUCCAACUGGACAUGAUAACGACAGUGCAUGGAAACACAGACGUCGAAAGUGCGACUAUCCUCACCGGGGUGUUGAUGAAACGACUCGGAAUAGAAGAUACACCACUGUACAAAGGAGCAGCCACCCCCAUGAUACAUCCCGACAAGGUCCGCGAGCCUUCGCCACAUGUUGAGGCAAUGAGACAUGAUGGAUCGAGGAUCGCCCCGUCAACGGGUUACGCUCCCGUGACAAUCGUCGAACAUGUCAUGCGGCAUCCCGGCGAGAUCACUCUGGUGGCUAUAGGACCACUGACCAACAUUGCUAUUGCCAUUUUGUUGGAACCUCGAAUGGUGACAGCCGUCAAGGAACUCGUCAUCAUGGGAGGAUACUUCAUGGAAGCUGCUCGAACGGUAUUGAAAUCAGGUAUAAAACAACGCUGGGUCGGUCUUGACGUCACGCUUCAAUGUCAUCUAUCUAUACAAGACGCUGAGCAAUUGGCGAGUAGUCGAUCCUCUUUCGCUCAAUUCGCAGGUCAAGCAACGAUUAAAUGGAUCAAUUACCUGGCGGAAACGUAUCCUGGUCGAAGCAAAUCCACCUCUUGUGCCAUGCACGAUCCUCUUGCAGUCGCUGUCGUCUCUCAUCCGGAAAUAUGUACCUUCAACGAAAUGUACGUCGACAUCGUCACUGGGACGGGAUUAGCUCGAGGGGUUAUGGUCAGCGAUCGGUUGAAAUCCCGGGAUCCACCAAAGGCGAAUUGUUCUGUCGCGGUCGAAGUGGAUGCGGAAGGAUUCAGGAAGCAUUUCAUGGGCUUGAUAGACAGGUUGUAG
Kockovaella imperatae is the source of this 909-nucleotide messenger RNA. Its product is annotated as Inosine/uridine-preferring nucleoside hydrolase domain-containing protein. Gene Ontology annotation, biological process: purine nucleoside catabolic process. Gene Ontology annotation, molecular function: purine nucleosidase activity. NCBI's taxonomy places the organism in Eukaryota, Fungi, Basidiomycota, Tremellomycetes, Tremellales, Cuniculitremaceae. Gene Ontology annotation, cellular component: cytosol. Bases 1 to 909 code for a protein of 302 amino acids. The transcript is spliced from 2 exons. The record is from RefSeq and is a predicted model, not a curated record.